AUGUCUGUGCACUGCUCGGAUACGGAAAUUAUCUUAGCUCCUCAGGCGACCGCAAACUACUCAAAAAGUCAUCAGCAGAUUCAACAAAAUGGGACUGCCGAGAUCAGAAUAAAGAAAGGGAAAACGUGGACCCAUCAGCUCAGAUUCCAUACGACUGCGCACGCUGACCGGGCUAAAAAAUAUCCUCCUCACGCGACCGCAAACGUCACAAAAAAAUCAGCAGAGUUAAUUACGAUUGAAAGUUGUCUACAAGAACAAAUAACUCCAAGGCACACGUCACGGGAC
Molecule: messenger RNA, 285 nt
Organism: Mesorhabditis spiculigera
Lineage: Eukaryota; Metazoa; Nematoda; Chromadorea; Rhabditida; Rhabditidae
Source: the annotation of a GenBank genome assembly